AUGAAUUUUCUUCGAUCUCUGUACAUCCUGCUCAUCGCCCUCCCUAUCUUUAUUUUCCUUUUUGUUCGAUACCAGCCGUUACGAUAUCUACUAGCAAAAUCCGUGGACAGGGAAGCCACAGAAAUAAAAAAAGAAAAAGAUAGUAUGCUUCAAGAAAUGACAAAAGAAAAAGAAAAUAUGCUUCAAGAAUUGAAAAAAGAAAAAGAAAAUAUGCUUCAAGAAUUGACAAAAGAAAAGAAGGACCAAAACGAAGACAUGACAAAAAAAAUAACAAUAACGAAACCAAAAGAACCAACUGUUCCUCAAAACAUUGGAGUAAAAGAUUUGUGUACAUUGCUUGAUAAAG
Molecule: messenger RNA, 346 nt
Organism: Lottia gigantea (owl limpet)
Lineage: Eukaryota; Metazoa; Mollusca; Gastropoda; Lottiidae
Exons: 1
Source: RefSeq, a predicted model, not a curated record